ACUUCUGUACCUCACUUUUAGUCUUUCAGGCUCCUCCACCCUCCCUUUGUUGAGCACAAGACGCAUUCUUCUGCUCCUUGCUAACCUCUAGGCCUGGGCUUAAGCAAGACGUCUGUUGCAACUGUCCCCCGACUCCACCUGGUCAGUGGGGUUGUGGGAUCAUUUCCUCUGCUUCUGUGCAUAGGGGUGCGCAUUGUGUACCAGUGUCUGCUUGUCACAUGUGAAGAUUGCACAGCUGUCUAUAUUUGCCAGUUGGAAAGCUGCGAGCGGCAGCAGAUUCCCUGCAAGUGUUCAGCUGCCCAAACUGUCAUGCAUGACAUUCACACAAGGGUCUAACUAUGUGAAUGUACACCCCCCCACACACACACUGCAUCAGAGAUGCAUAGACCUUGCUGGGUUGUUGGAAUAAACCUUAGUAACAACAGCAGCAGCAGCAAUUUUAUUAUUUCUAUGCCACUCAUCUGGGCUGCCCCAGCCACUCUGAGCAGCUCCUGACAAAACAUUAAAAGCAAUACAACUUGUAAAUGGAAAAUAACCAUUGCAAGGGAAAGGAGCAGUAGGGCAGUGAGAUGUUAGGUGGGAAAUGUGUGGGCUUGAGCUUUCGAAGAGCUCUGCCAGCAGCCUUCACUUGCAUCAGCUGGUCUGGCUGCAAUAUUCACUAAGUGAGGGCAAGGAGCAUUCAGAACAGAACAAGGCUGCUUUGUCAAGGUGCUGAUUUCUGACUUGGUCCUGCAGGCUCCUGGAUGCCUUUGACACCGUGCCAGGUCAUUUGACAGAGGACCUCCACCUCUAUUCCUUGAAUGACCUGAGUGCCACCAAGAAAGGGGAGCUCGUUCCUUGCUUGACAGAGCUCCUCAAGGCAGGUACCCAGCACGUUGAGAAAUGCAUGCUGUGCCAGGCCAAGGGCUUCAUCUGCGAGUUCUGCCAGAACGAGGAGGACAUCCUCUUCCCCUUUGAGCUGAACAAGUGCAGGACGUGCGAAGAAUGCAGAGCCUGCUACCACAAGGUGUGCUUCCGCUCAGGACCCUGCCCCAAAUGCGAGCGGCUGCAAGCGCGGAGGGAGCUGCUGGCCAAGCAGAGCAUGGAGGCUGACAUCUCGGACUACGAGGAGGAGCAGGAGGAGGAGGCAGCCGUUGAAGGAGCAGCCACGUGACAGAUGAGAGGCUGUGACUUGGUGCGUGGCCUCUGCCUCCAGGGACUGAACUGACAGAGAACUCAGACUGACUCUUCCACAGCUAAUAAGCCAACGUGAUGGGAGCCUUUGGGGGGGGGAGUCCCCCAAAGGGUUAUUUUGCACUUGCCUUGGGAGGUUUUGGUGCUUCCCUUCUGUCUGAGCCACAGGACGAGGGAGAGAGAGACUUGCUUGCUGUUUCCGCCACCAACUUCGAUGCACUGUGGAGCCCAGCUUCGCUGCCACCGCAAAGAAAGUAGCAGCUGGCUUUGCCUUGAGCGCCUGAACUUCUCUCCACAUGCCACUUGGGAGAAGCCGGUGGGUGAUGCUGGUGGGCUUAUGUGGCUGAGCUCCUGGCCGAGUUCCAAAACACUACUAAAGGGAAAACGGCCCACGUGGAAACUUGUUAUUUUCUGUAUUGGCUGCUGUGUGCCAGAAGAGGCAGCUUUUAUGUUUUUCUUUUGCCAAAACCACUGCCUACUUCGCUGCUGAAUGUCAUUUAUCUGGCCCUCAUUUUUUGUGCCUGAAGGAAGCCAGAGAACCGAAAGGGGCAUUCAGCCUGCCCUUUUAUUUUGUCGGGAGCUGCCUAGCUACAAUAAAUACUGGGGGUGUAGAAAACCUGCUGGUACCUAGCGGGGUAAGCGGAGGAGGGGGGGGCGAUAGUUGGCAAACCCAAGGUCCCCACAACUCUUCUCAGAAUAAUCUGCCCACACACCCCAACGCCCUGUUAGAGAGGACCUAGCUCCUGCUUCCUUCCCUACCACCCUUUCUUCCAAUUUGCCUAAAAAGUCUUUUUCCUUGCAAGGGAAAUGUGGGUUGGCAGCUUGCAGAAAUAACUGUACCCUUCCAGGAUGCUGGAUUUGGCAGGGAUUCCAGUUUAAAGCCUAAAUAGGGCAGAGCCUGGGGCUUUCCUAUUGUGGGAGUUAACCUCUGGGCUCUUUCUGACACUUUUGCAACGAUGCAUUUGCUUUUCCUGCUGAUAUUUCUGCUGUUGACACCUAAACUCUAGGACUUACCCGGCUUUGAUGGUAAAUUGGUAGGUGCCUUUUGUUGUUUUAGGGUACAGGAGAUUUCCCAUUACUGGUCAUGUUUCAUGAUCAAGCAGGCCAUGAGGCUGGAAAGGGGCAAUUAUUUAGUAGGAUGGGGGGCAGAAAAUGGUGCUGAAGAUUGCAAGUUCAUUUCCUCCUUCUUGCAGAAGCAUGGCAGGGUCCCUAGGAGCAGAGCUUAAAGCAGCCUUCAUCCUCCUGAAGUUUAGGCUCAGUGGGAGCUGCAGUCCUGGAAGGGGUGCUAAACUGGAGAAGACGGGCUUCUAGCAUGCUGGUGAGGUGGUGCUCUCUUGUUAACCACCAGCCAUUCUACUAGAAUUAGGGGUUAGCUGACUUGUUGCACUGAAUAUGGCUUGGGUUCAUUCAGAAACAAACAAAACUUCCUUUCCUCAUAUUAAUAGGUGAGCCUCUUUGUCAGAUUCCUUUAAUUUGGUACUUGAAAUGUGGCUGUGCUUUAUAAUCAAGUAGGGUUCUUCUACACCAACUAGUCUAUAUAGUCUCUUCCCUGCUCCUGUUUUGAAACGCUUUUUCCUGGCACCUUCUUGCCCACCUCUUCUUCCUCUACCUUGUUCCUCAGCAGAGAGGUGUUCAUCAGCCCUGCUUAAUCUCCAGGAGUCUACCUUGUCUCUUAAUCUCCAGGCUUUUUCAUCGGGGAAUAUCUGGCCUGUGGGGCUUGCUGGCAGCACUGGCAGCAAGUCCUGCAGGAUCCAGAACGCUGCGGUGCAGCCCUGCUUUUGGCACAGAUCUUCCCUUUGCAGUCUGGCUUUGAUAUAAAGCCAGGCUGCAGAGGAAGAAACAAUUGAGAGCGCUUAAAAGAACCCUUUCAACAUUGGGUCGUCUUGUCAAAAUGGCCUGCAGGGGCGGAGAAACUUGGGACCUGGCCUGUGCUGUGUGAUUGGCAGGAUUAUUUUACGCUACUUCAUCCCCCCGCUGAUGCUGGUAUUCCUUUUAUGGUGAAAGCACUUCACACCCUUAUUGACUAGGUGUGUGCUCACAAACUUCUCCCAGACUCCUCUAUGUGGCAGUUCCUGUGCAGGGGGAGAAUAAAAUGGGAGGGCCUCUGAUGGCUGUGAGAGCAGCCUUCUCCUAUCCUAUGCUACUGUAUGGCAGUGUACCCAAUUCUGUAUACGGUGCUGUUCCGUAACAACCUCCUAGCAGAGCACCUUGUGUGGUGUGGUCCUUCAGAGUACUCUCCUGUGUUGCUGGCUAGAAGCUGGAGAUUGUAUUCCUUGCAAUAUGACCAGACUUUCAAAGUCAGCUGGUUCUUGGACGUUUGAAGUGGCCCAGUCUGAAAGGACAGUUGGUUUGUGGAUGUAAGUGAGGGUCAGUGUAGUCUGUAGGUAGAAAUGGCAUGAUGUCUUGAGGAAGGAGGUGGCGGCAUUUUUGGCGUAGGUCACUCAGCUAGCACACAGCAGAAUCUCCUGCAGGAGGCAGCAUAUGUCCUUUUGUGCUGGCCUAGACUGCAAGACCCAUUUUCUAAAGAUGGAUAGCAGUGUCAUUUUGGCUACUGUAUUUUUUUAACUAUACAUAAUACACUAGAAAAACCCUGACCUAGAUAAGCAUGACAUACAGUUGACAUGCGUGCAAAAUGACACUGUGAUGCUGUGAAGAUUUACUUAAAGAAUGCUAUAUAAAGGUAGACUUCCUUCUAUCUGCUUUUUCUAUGAACAAGAUUUGAGUGUUUGCAGUGUCAGGAAGUUGCCCACUUCUGCUCAGACACGGCCUUGGAAGGUGUUGCUCUGUGGCUUCCACUUGCUUAAUUCAGUGGCACCCUUUUUAUGCCCUCCGGCUUAGAGCCUCAGCCUUUUGCUGCUGCUUUUGGCAAGGCUGAAAUAUCUCUGUGUUAUUUUUUUAGCUCCACGUGUAGUUUCCUCAGAGUAUGCCCACGUCCAGAAUUUAUAAAGGAAAUGUUGAAAUAAUUGACUUGGGGUAUGUUCAGAAACAGUUGGUGGUUUGGUGAACUAGCAGUCUGGAAUAUGGGUGAUUGAACCAGCUGAAGUGAAGGAGCAAGGAGCUGGGAACACAGGUUAACUCAGCAGGGUGGAUGCUUGCAUGAUGGAGAUGGGGGCAAUCCACAAGCACCCUGUUGACUGAACGCCUUGGGUGUUUGUGGGUUGGGCAUUAUCGUGAGAGGGUUCUUGGUGUUCAGUGGCAGUGGGACAGUCCAUCCACCUCACCCCACCCCACCCUCAAAGACAGGAUUUGCUGUGUCUCAAAGAAAACUGCGGAACCACUCCUCCCAUUUCCUGUGCCUUCACAAUUCCUACAGUAGCCUGUUACUAUUCUCUACUUGAGAUCAGAACUCUACAGAAAGUGCUUCCCAAAUAAUUCCUGAUCUAAGGUUUUAAAAACACAAUAGCGACAGGUUUGCAGCAGCGUGGAGUAUUUCAUGCAUUCUGAAGCCCUCACUUGCUUCAAUUAAGAGCCUCUCUCAUAGAUAACUGUUGAAGAACAACAUCUUUUAUCUUGAUUACAUACAUCAGUUCCCUUGACUGCCAAAAAACAUUACAUGGCUCUGUUUUAUGGAUUGGAGCUCCCCCUUGCUAUCCCCCCUGCCUUUCAAAAAUUGUUUUUACUUAUUCCAGGGCCCAGCUACACUUGCUGCUAAUCAUGUGCUUAAAGAAGCAUGCUUAACUUGCCCGUUUUUAGGGCUCCAGUCUGAAAUACACGUCCAAUCCAGAUCAGUGCCCACCCAGCCCCUGGGCAUUUGUCUUCUCUAUUGAAUAUCACCCCCCCCCGGUUAUUUGCCCCCAAAUGUGCCGUGAACAGAAAAGUCAUAUGGAAUCCUGGUGAUUUUUUCUCUCUCAAACGGUGGCAGCCUGGCAAAGUAUCUUUUUCUUAUUUUAAAUGUGACCAUCGUCAAACGAAGGUGAGCGAGCCCUCAACCUUGUGUCACGAACAGUCUCAAAAGAUUGUAAAUCCACACUGCAAUCCUUUACAGUUAAGGAGAAAUUUGGUGGGGUUUACAUAUAUAUAUAAUUGUCAGCACUUCUGUUGAUGACAUUUCUUGUGUUUGUCAGUAUGGCCCUCUUUAAAAAAGCUAUUUUCCAGGACAGACUUCUGCCAGCCUGGUGCUCUCCAUUUAGCUAUGGGACUACAAUAGCCAUCAGCCACAGGCGGUGCAGUUCUGCUGCCUGGGGGCUGAUGAGGAAAGACUAGCUCAAAACAUCUUGAAGGCACCAGGUUGGCAAAAGCUGUUCUAGAUGCACUGAUCUAAGUUCCAAAAGGGGGGUGGUAGUUUGUGGAGGUUUUUUCCCCUUUUACGUGAUAAUUGUGCAGUCUCCUUUCUGCAAUGCCUGGAAAGUGCACAAAGGGAGAAUGUAAUGCACAGCUGAAUGGUUAGGAAGCCAAAUGGCCAACCCUGAUGAAGCUGUGAUCGAUUUCUGGUAUGCCCACGGUUUUGCAGAAUGACUGCUGUCCAUAUUGUAAAUGGUAUGUGAAAGUUCUUUAUGAAGAGUUAACGGUGGACUUGAAAGCAGAUAUCCACCUGCUGUUAACCACAGAAAUGCCGUCCAUAAUAAACUACACUAAUAAGCA
Molecule: messenger RNA, 5754 nt
Organism: Podarcis muralis (Common wall lizard)
Lineage: Eukaryota; Metazoa; Chordata; Lepidosauria; Squamata; Lacertidae
Source: RefSeq, a predicted model, not a curated record